GGCGUGGAGGGGGUCCGGAGUGCAAUUGCGGCGACCGUACCGGCGCCGCUCGCCGUUCGCAGCGGGGCGGUGGGGAUGAGCCUCCGCCCGGCCCGGUUCAGAAGACGCGGGCAGAGCGGCACCGCACGCCAGACCGGGCCCCUCGCAGCCCGCUCGCCGCCGCCAGCCCGGAGCGGGGUCGCCGCGGAGCUCGAGGAGCGGCGCUGAGCGGCGCUGAGCGGAACCGCCCGCUCAGGCCCUGUCGGGCGGCGGAGGAGCGGGAGCCGUCGGGGCGGCCAGGCCCUCGCUCCCCGCGCGGUGGUUGGUCGCGCUAGGGGGGCCGCGGCCCGGCGCCCGCGGGGAGGAUGGUGAGGCCGGUGGCCGCCCCUGCGCCGGGCCGAGGGGCGACGGAGCCGAGGCGGGCCCGGGUCGGCCCCCGCCGGGGCUGAGGGGCUGCCGGGGCGCCCCGCAGCGCGGCCGUGAGCGGCAGGAUGAGCGCUCCCGCCCUGCUGCCGCUGGCCGGGCGCAGGCUGCCCGCCCUCAACCUGGGCGCGUCGUCCUUCCCUCACCACAGGGCUACCCUGAGACUGUCGGAGAAAUUCAUCCUGCUCCUUAUCCUGAGUGCCUUCAUCACGCUGUGCUUCGGGGCGUUCUUCUUCCUGCCCGACUCCUCGAAGCACAAACGCUUUGACCUGGGGCUGGAGGACGUGCUCAUCCCUCACGUGGACACCAGCAAGGGGGGCAAGCACCUGGGAGGCUUCCUGAUCCACGGGCAGGGGCACGACGAGCACCGGCACAGAGAAGAAGAAGAGCGUCUGAGAAAUAAGAUCCGAGCAGAUCAUGAAAAGGCCCUGGAAGAGGCAAAGGAGAAAUUGAAGAAAUCGCGUGAUGAGAUUCAAGCUGAGAUUCAGACUGAAAAGAACAAAGUAGUGCAAGAACUGAGAAAGAAAGACAGCAAGCCACUGCCCCCUGUUCCUUUACCAAAUCUUAUAGGGAUAAACAGUGGAGAACCAGCAGACCCAGAUAUUCGAGAGAAGAGGAACAAAAUCAAAGAGAUGAUGAAGCAUGCCUGGGACAAUUAUAGGCAAUAUGGAUGGGGACAUAAUGAGCUCAAACCAAUUGCCAGGAAAGGACAUUCCACCAACAUAUUUGGAAACUCACAAAUGGGUGCUACCAUAGUAGAUGCACUGGAUACUCUUUAUAUAAUGGGGCUUCAUGAUGAAUUCCGAGAAGGACAAGAAUGGAUUGACAAGAAUCUUGAUUUCAGUGUGAAUUCUGAAGUAUCUGUUUUUGAGGUCAAUAUUCGCUUCAUUGGAGGCCUUUUAGCAGCGUACUACCUUUCAGGCCAAGAGGUUUUCAAGAUCAAAGCAGUGCAGCUGGCAGGAAAACUUCUUCCAGCCUUCAACACGCCUACGGGUAUACCAUGGGCAAUGGUAAAUCUGAAAAGCGGUGUGGGUCGGAACUGGGGCUGGGCUUCUGCAGGCAGCAGCAUCCUUGCUGAGUUUGGUACUCUACAUAUGGAAUUUGUCCACCUAAGCUAUUUAACAGGAGACCCGGUAUAUUACAACAAGGUCAUGCACAUUCGGAAGUUACUCCAAAAAAUGGAUCGUCCUAAUGGACUUUAUCCAAAUUAUUUGAACCCAAGAACAGGCCGGUGGGGUCAGCAUCACACAUCUGUGGGCGGGCUGGGAGACAGUUUUUAUGAAUAUUUAUUGAAAGCCUGGCUUAUGUCAGACAAAACGGACACAGAAGCAAGAAAAAUGUACGACGAUGCCAUUGAGGCCAUAGAAAAACACCUCAUCAGAAAGUCCAAUGGAGGACUGACCUUCAUUGGAGAGUGGAAGAAUGGACACCUUGAGAGAAAGAUGGGCCAUUUGACCUGUUUUGCAGGAGGAAUGUUUGCCCUUGGAGCAGAUGGUUCCCGAGAUGACAAAGCUGGACAUUACUUGCAACUUGGAGCUGAAAUUGCACAUACUUGUCAUGAGUCAUAUGACAGAACAACAUUAAAGCUGGGUCCAGAAGCAUUCAAAUUUGAUGGUGGUGUAGAGGCAGUGGCAGUGCGUCAGAAUGAGAAGUAUUAUAUCCUAAGACCAGAGGUGAUUGAGACCUACUGGUAUAUGUGGAGAUUCACACACGAUCCCAAGUACAGGCAGUGGGGCUGGGAGGCAACACAGGCAAUUGACAAGUAUUGCCGAGUUAGUGGUGGCUUCUCUGGUGUCAAGGAUGUCUACUCAUCAUCUCCUACAUAUGACGACGUACAGCAGAGCUUUUUCCUUGCUGAAACAUUGAAGUAUUUGUAUCUGCUUUUCUCCAACGAUGACCUUCUCCCGUUAGACAACUGGGUUUUUAACACAGAAGCUCAUCCCCUGCCUGUUUUACAUUUAGCAAACACCACACUUUCAGGAAAUCCUGCUUAUCGAUAAAAUCAGCUCUAAGAAGAGGAAGAGAGACUUUUCAGCUGUUUUGUUUACAUGGAUCAACUGAGACUUUAAGCAGGAGAGGAGAUGGACACUUGAUAAAUCUUGACCUCUGAGUCAAGUACAGGCGUGAGAAACAAAGCUCUUCGACAUAUAGAUGAGUAAAACUGAAACAAAGUUCUGUUUUAUAUAUGACCAAAACACAGGUGUGGUAUUUGCAGGACAGAGACUUCAAGUGCUUUGAACCCUAGCAAGAAAUGGAAUCUACUGUCUAAAACAAUGCAGCAGCGUGAGGAAGAAGAGCCUUUCCUGUUUAGGGACAGGAACUUGCAGCUGCUGCUGUUGGCUGUUUUAAGGCACAGCAUACCAGUCAUCUCUUCAGUUCGGGUGGGUUCCAAAUACUUUGAUUCUUUUUCUUUUUCUUUUUGUUUGAUGAUGGCAUGAACAAAACAACAACAAAAAGCAACAUCACUGCACCAGCAGCAUCAGGAUUUGAAUUUUUUUCUGUACCUGUCUGAAUUUUCUAAGGAACAUCAGUUUGCCCAGACUGGCAGCCAUUCUUGGGGCCUUCAAACUAUAAAAACUAAACUAUAAGAACUAUUACUUUCUCAUUUUCCUUUUCAAAGCAGUGUUGAAGGUUCUGUGUUGUGUGCUCACACUCAAAAAAGCAAUGAAUAAGCAUUUGGUUUGUAGUUUGCUGUCAACAACAAAGGCUUAGCUCAUUUUGCAAGUUGUGGUUAGAGUGUGGAGCAUAACACUGGGGUGGGAUAAGAGACUAAGCGUUCUUUCUUCGUAAAUCCCAUCACGUGGGAAGUCCACAUUUUCUUGUUUUUCUUGUUUCUUCUAGCCAAGUUUGCAAAGAUAAAAACUUGAGAACAGUCUCAUAACUUAUAUAGCAAGGUACAGGAUAUGACAUUUAAAAGUGCUCCCCUUCAGCUAAGCAGCAGGAGUUUGUUGUUUUAUGUUUUUCCACGCAAUUUGGAUUUUUCCUGAAAAUCAAUUUCACUCUUUGGGUAAUAUUCACAGAACCUUAUUUGAAGGUUUGAAAUCCUAUCUUAUCAUAUUUCUGUGUAUGACAGAAGCCAAGAACUGCCUUUGAUUUAGUCUAGAAAACUCCUUUCCGUUUGGGUGACCUGCAACAGUGCAAAGCCAACGUGAUUGUCUUUGAAAACAACCUCUCUUACACAUGAGUGGAAGAAGAAACUGCAGAUUCUCUUCAAUUAGUUGAUAAGAAAUGAGAUGCUGUUUCCUUUUUUUUUUUUUCCCUUGAGUACUCAAAGGCUGGAGUAGUUCAAAUACUUUGAAAUUGGGCUGGACAGUAUCAGUUGAGCCGCAGUCUUCACAAUUUUUGCUAAAGGAAAUUUAGCCUUUUCAAGUAUCUCUUCAUCGAUCAAUAUUUUUUUUUUAGUGUUGUUCCAGAAUCCUUACAGCUUGCAUAAUUAUUUUUACUCCCCCUUAUAGCUCUCACAUCCGUUUGCCACAGUGACUGGCAUUUGUGCUGGAAAAGAGCAGUGAGGUGCUUCUUUCCCUCCUAAUUUGUGCAUGGGUUGAAUCUUUCAAAAAUUCUGAUUGUCUUCAAACUCAAGUGAGUGAAUGAAUUGUCUUUAGUGAACUACAGCAGUGCAGCACCAUGUCUAGAGGGAAUACCCUCUAUAUACCCUGAAUACCCUCUCCCCCUUAAGAAUGCUUAUAUAUGAAAUUUCGUAUAUAAAAACCUUUUCCCAAUACCACAUUAUAAUUUUUCUGACUAUACAUUGAAAUAGGAUUUCCUAUAGUAUUUUUCCUCACUUUUCUUUGACAGUAAUUUAUACAUAGCAUUUUUUCCUAGGUCAAGUGAUUAUUUCUAUCAGACUCUGUCCUCCAGACUGUCACUUUGGUUUAAGAAGAGGAAGACACAGACCUUAGAAAACAAUCUGAUAUCAACAUUUUUGCCUUCAUACCAAUUACUUAGUUACUGUAUUUGCAGCAGUAUCUUAAAAAUAAUUUGAGAGCUGAUAAAGUAAUUGAUGUAGUAAAUAAUACUGAUUCAAGCAAUUGUUAAGUGAGAAGUAUCUUAGUAAAUGGUUUCUUCUUAUUAGUUGCACAUUAAUUAAUUUCUCUUAAAUCUCUAAGUAACAAGUAGAAAUAAGGAAGAUAGAUUCCUCUUGUUUUUUCUGUUUUUUUUUUUUUUUU
This is a messenger RNA of Lagopus muta (rock ptarmigan), 4568 nucleotides long. RefSeq names its product mannosidase alpha class 1A member 2 (gene MAN1A2). The transcript is spliced from 13 exons. Gene Ontology annotation, molecular function: calcium ion binding; mannosyl-oligosaccharide 1,2-alpha-mannosidase activity. Lineage: Eukaryota; Metazoa; Chordata; Aves; Galliformes; Phasianidae. Gene Ontology annotation, biological process: carbohydrate metabolic process; N-glycan processing. Gene Ontology annotation, cellular component: extracellular exosome; endoplasmic reticulum; Golgi membrane. Bases 471 to 2402 code for a protein of 643 amino acids. The record is from RefSeq and is a predicted model, not a curated record.